Molecule: messenger RNA, 1138 nt
Organism: Pseudophryne corroboree (corroboree frog)
Lineage: Eukaryota; Metazoa; Chordata; Amphibia; Anura; Myobatrachidae
Product: L-xylulose reductase-like
Exons: 8
Coding region: 146-910 (254 amino acids)
Biological process (GO): xylulose metabolic process; glucose metabolic process
Molecular function (GO): L-xylulose reductase (NADPH) activity; carbonyl reductase (NADPH) activity
Source: RefSeq, a predicted model, not a curated record
AUCCGCUUCCUGUUGACAACCAGGGAAGUUACAGGGAUCAGACUUUUUGGAUAGAGGUCACUGUCAGUUAAUAAAAGAGCCCGGCUCCGCCCCACUCAGUAUUCACUAGUCUCAGACCUCACACUGUUCAUUCACAGCGGGUGUGAUGGAGAUCAGCUUUGCAGGGCGCCGGGCUCUUGUCACCGGGGCGGGGAAGGGGAUCGGACGGGAGACGGUGAAGGCUCUGAAGGCGGGGGGAGCAGAUGUGGUUGCAGUGAGCCGGACAUCGGAAGACCUGGAGAGCCUGGCCCGGGAGUGCCCUGGAGUAGAGACAGUGUGUGUAGACCUGGGUGACUGGUCAGCGACAGAGGCUGCCCUCAACUCGGUGGGUCCCAUAGACCUUUUGGUGAACAACGCAGGAGUUGCUUUGCUACAGCCUUUUCUUAAAAUUACACAGGAAGCAUUUGACAGGAGCUUUGCAGUGAAUGUAAGAGCAGCAGUUGUAGUAUCACAGAUUGUCGCCCGUCAGAUGAUUGAACGGGGAGUGCCUGGUGCUAUUGUCAAUGUGUCCAGUCAGGCAUCCCAGGCAGCAAUAGCAGAUCACGCUGUCUACUGUGCCACAAAAGGGGCCCUCGAUAUGCUAACUAAGACUAUGGCUCUUGAACUGGGACCCAAAAAGAUUCGUGUAAACUGUGUGAACCCCACAGUAGUAAUGACUGACAUGGCACGCGUGUACUGGAGUGAUUCUCAGAGAGCUGCAUCAAUGCUUAAUCGGAUUCCUAUUGGGCGCUUUGCUGAAGUGGAUGACGUGGUGCACAGCAUUCUCUUCCUGCUAAGUGAUAAGAGUGCCAUGAUCACAGGGUCCUGCCUCCCUGUGGAUGGGGGAUACCUUGUCCAUGGACUUCCAGCUAGUCAUCCUUAUGUGGACUGACCACUUGCCUGGCCUCCCAGUGUCUCCGUUCUUUAAGUGCCAGUGCUGCAUAAGUAUGGAAGAUUACAGCUAGAAGAUAACUUUCCAGCAAUACGGCUAAUGAUUAUAUUUGUUGAUCUUUAAUCUGUUCAAAAUGUGUAGAGUAAAUCUGAUUAAACGUCAUAAAAACCUAUAUUUGUACAUCAAUAUUCCUGCGUUACAGUUGCAUCAAUAAACCAUUGCCCCAAA